UUAUCGACAAUGAAUAUAUGCGUCGUUGGAGCGGGUGUCGUCGGUUUGACGACCGCGCUGGAGCUGCAGCGUGAGAUGCGGAACGCCAAUGUCACCAUUCUAGCCGAUCGGUUCGAGCAGGACACAUGCAGCGACGUUGCGGCUGGCCUAUUUCGCCCCGGAACUAGCUUUUCCGGCCCGACCGAGGAAAUCACCAGGAAAUGGAUUUCAGACGCGUACAACCACUGGGAUGAACUACGGAAGACGGAACAUGCUGCCCGUGCCGGUGUGUGCCAGUUGUCGGGUUACAUUUUUUCCAGUCGUGAUCCUGCCAUUGUUAGGAAUCACUACAUCGAAAAGGUCCUGCCCGUGUACCGUGCCGCGACCGAGCAGGAACUUCAAAUAUGUCCGGGCGGAUGGAAGUAUGGGUCGUUUUUCACAACCAUCCUUACCGAGUGCCGGCUGUUUCAACCGUGGGCGACAGAAAGGUUUCUUGACAAUGGCGGGCGAAUUGUUACCGUUGCCUUGAACAACCUGCAGGAGUUGCGCGGCAGGUACGAUGUGGUCGUGAACUGUGCCGGAUUGGGGGCCAAGCGGCUGUGCAACGAUCAUAAAUUGGUACCCAUCCGCGGGCAGGUCAUAAAGGUACGGGCGUCUUGGGUGAAGACGGCAUUCUAUGCGGACUAUGAUACGUACAUUAUACCGGGCAUCCAAGGCGUAACGCUCGGGGGAUGCCGUAAUUUCGAUAGCUACAAUACGGAGGUCUCCCGGCAUGAUUCGGCUGCGAUUCGUGAACGGUGCGAAUCAUUGUUGCCGAGCCUGCAAGGGGCACCUGUUAUACGGGAAUCGGUCGGAUUGAGACCGCAUCGUGAUCCUGUGCGCGUUGAAAUUGAAUUACUGCCUACAUCAAACGGAAAUCUACGCGUUGUACAUAACUACGGCCAUGGAGGAUAUGGGGUAACGACAGCACCAGGCACGGCAAAAUACGCCGUUCAACUUGUAAAGGAAGCAUUGCAGGCUAAUAGCAAAUUGUAA
Molecule: messenger RNA, 1014 nt
Organism: Anopheles marshallii
Lineage: Eukaryota; Metazoa; Arthropoda; Insecta; Diptera; Culicidae
Gene: Daao1
Product: D-aspartate oxidase
Exons: 4
Coding region: 10-1014 (334 amino acids)
Molecular function (GO): FAD binding; D-amino-acid oxidase activity
Source: RefSeq, a predicted model, not a curated record